Molecule: messenger RNA, 1801 nt
Organism: Ceratotherium simum simum (southern white rhinoceros)
Lineage: Eukaryota; Metazoa; Chordata; Mammalia; Perissodactyla; Rhinocerotidae
Gene: DENND6B
Product: DENN domain containing 6B
Cellular component (GO): recycling endosome
Molecular function (GO): guanyl-nucleotide exchange factor activity
Source: RefSeq, a predicted model, not a curated record
CCUGGGCGCGCCGUCCUCGGGGACGCGGGCUCCGGCGGCGCCCUGGGCGCGCUUCUCGGCCUGGCUGGAGUGCGUGUGCGUGGUCACUUUCGACCUGGAGCUGGGCCAGGCGCUGGAGCUGGUGUACCCCAGCGACUUCCGGCUCACGGACAAGGAGAAAAGCAGCAUCUGCUACCUGUCCUUUCCUGACUCCCACUCAGGCUGCCUCGGGGACACGCAGUUCAGCUUCCGAAUUCGUCAGUGUGGAGGGCAGAGGAGCCCCUGGCACGAUGAUAGGCGCUAUGACAGUGGGGCCCCCGUGUCACUGCAGAGGGAGCCAGCCCACUACUUUGGCUACGUGUACUUCAGGCAGGUGAAGGACAGCUCUGUGAAGAGGGGCUACUUCCAGAAGUCUCUGGUGCUGCUGUCCCGCCUGCCCUUCGUCCGGCUGUUCCAGGCGCUGCUGAGCCUGAUUGCCCCUGAGUACUUUGACAAGCUGGCGCCCUGCCUGGAAGCAGUGUGCAGUGAGAUUGACCAGUGGCCGGCACCCAUGCCUGGGCAGACCCUGAACUUGCCUGUCAUGGGAGUCGUCCUCCAGGUGCAUGUCCCAGCCAAGGUGGACAAGCCUGACUCCAGUCCUCCGAAGCAGUGUGGCCAUGAGAACCGGCUGCCAGCCCUGGUGGUCCUCACCAGUGUCCACGAGCUAGACUUGUUCAGGUGCUUCCAGCCCGUGCUGACCCACGUGCAGAUGCUGUGGGAGCUCAUGCUCCUCGGGGAGCCCCUGGUGGUCCUGGCGCCCUCACCCGCCACGUCCUCGGAGAUGGUGCUGGCCUUAACCAGCUGCCUGUAUCCCCUCAAGUUCUGCUGUGACUACCGCCCCUACUUCACCAUCCAUGACAGCGAGUUCAAGGAGUUCGCGACACGCACGCAGGCCCCACCAAACGUGGUCCUGGGAGUCACAAACCCUUUCUUUAUCAAAACGCUCCAGCACUGGCCCCACAUCCUCCGUGUUGGGGAGCCCAGGAUGUCAGGGGACCUUCCUAAGCAGGUCAAGCUGAAAAAGCCCUCGAGGCUGAAGACCCUCGACACCAAGCCAGGCCUCUACACCGCCUACACAGCCCACCUCCACCGAGACAAGGCGCUGCUCAAACGGCUGCUCAAGGGCCUGCAGAAGAAGCGGCCGUCAGACAUGCAGACCACACUGCUGAGGCGGCACCUCCUGGAGCUCACGCAGAGCUUCAUCAUCCCCCUGGAGCACUACAUGGCCAGCCUCAUGCCCCUGCAGAAGAGCAUCAUGCCCUGGAAGACCCCUCCCCAGAUCCGUCCCUUCCGCCAGGAUGACUUCCUGCGAAGCCUGGAGCACGCAGGGCCCCAGCUCACCUGCAUCCUCAAGGGUGACUGGCUGGGCCUCUACAGGCGGUUUUUCAAGUCCCCACAUUUUGAUGGCUGGUACCGGCAGCGGCACAAAGAGAUGGUCCAGAAGCUGGAGGCCCUGCACCUCGAGGCCAUCUGUGAGGCGAACAUUGAGGCCUGGAUGAAGGACAAGUCCGAGGUGGAGGUCGUGGACCUGGUCCUCAAACUUCGGGAGAAGCUGGUGCGGGCACAGGGCCACCAGCUCCCCGUGAAGGAGGCGACACUGCAGCGGGCACAGCUGUACAUCAAGACUGUCAUUGGCUCCCUGCCCGAGGACCUGCAGGCCGUCCUGUGUCCUCCCUAGGACCAGGUCAAGGGAUGUGGUCCAGGAGCCUGGCUGCCUCUAGGGUCCUGGGCUGGCCGAGCUUUCUCUUCCCCAGGGAAGGGCAGCCUCACCAGGCUCCCCGCU